Molecule: messenger RNA, 826 nt
Organism: Cladocopium goreaui
Lineage: Eukaryota; Dinophyceae; Suessiales; Symbiodiniaceae
Source: the annotation of a GenBank genome assembly
GUACAAAGGGCCAAUGUCAAGCUGUUCUCCAGUUGCACAUGCUUGUGCAGCAUUCCAAAGCCAGUCUCCGCCCUCACUGAGCCCUGUCAGAAGGGCACUGGAGUCCGGCAGUGAUGAAGAAGGGUCUCAUCCUGGUGUUCGAGGCCACGAUCCUGUAGCUAGGCGAAUUCUGGAUGACGAAUGCAACGGAAGUGACUCAGACUUGCGGCAUAGCGCAGGAGUUCAGAUUCUUCAACGUCCUGGAGGCACAGCUGAAAGCGAGAGCGAGGAGGAUUGCAACAACACUCCAAUGCUUGUAGAGCCUUGUGGAGCCGAUGGGCACAGAGAUUUCAAUGACGAGGAUGAUGCAGAUGAUGUCCUUCAGGUCAGUGCCACAGAAAGCCCAAAGGCGUACAUGGAGAGUGAAAAAGCUGAGAUUCCGGACAGCCCAACUGCAGACACCGCAGAGAUGGUGUCCGCCGUAUCUGUCUCAGCGUCUAGCGAAGUGCCUGAAGCUCCGGAAGCUCAAAUUGUCGCAGCUGAGUCGGCUGAACAGUGGACGGGUAUGCUACCUCCAGAAGCAACUGGCACUUGGGAAGUGUCUGAGGAGGUAUGCUCCCUGCCUUGCUCUGGCGCGAAUAUGAAGCUUCCCCGUCCGGUCUACGACAGGCUCUACAAGUACCAGCGCCAAGGUGCAGUAUGGAUGUGGAACCUUUACCACAAAGGUCCAGGCCCAAGCUGCAAUCAUUGCAAUUUUUGCAAUCAUUGCAAUUUUUGCAAUCAUUGCACUCAUGUAUGCUCUUGCAAAAGCUCGCACUGUCGCAACUGGAAAAUCAUUAAAUCGUAG